Messenger RNA from Prunus avium (sweet cherry), 2171 nucleotides. The record is from RefSeq and is a predicted model, not a curated record. NCBI's taxonomy places the organism in Eukaryota, Viridiplantae, Streptophyta, Magnoliopsida, Rosales, Rosaceae.
UUCAUAAAAGUGCCACCUUUCAUAUCAUUGAAAGUUAAGACAACACGUGGGCACAAGAGCAAACUAAAAACCCACACAUCACAGAAAGCAACAAACGACCAUGUUGUAAUCGAAGAUGCAGACUUUGCCACCAAAAUUAAAGAUGCAGACUUUACCGGGGUUUUUCCCAAAAGAAAAAGAGAAAGAAAAAGAAAAUGGAGGGCAGUCAACAGAGAAAGAGACUGAGACUGAGGCUCUUCGACAGCAAAUGGGUAUCUACGGUGGCGAGCAUAUGGAUACAGUGCAGCAGCGGCUCCCUCUACACCUUCUCCAUCUACUCUCAGACCCUGAAGACCACACAGGGCUAUGAUCAGUCGACCCUCGACACCGUUUCAGUGUUCAAGGACUUUGGAGCCAACUGUGGGGUCCUCUCUGGCCUCCUCUACUCAUGCUCCGCCACGUGGCGUGUGGUUUGGUUGGUCCUCUUGGGCAGGGCGGCCCAGUGCUUCUUGGGUUACUUCCUCAUGUGGGCCGCCGUCUCCGGCAUUAUUCCCCUGCCGCCGGUGCCGGUGAUAUGCCUUUUCAUGUUCGUGGCGGCUCAUGCUAUGUCUUUCUUUAACACUUCCAAUGCGGUCACUGGUGUCAGGAACUUCCCAUAUUAUAAAGGGACCAUUGUUGGCAUCAUGAAGGGAUUUCUUGGUCUGAGUGGAGCAAUAUUAAUUCAAAUAUAUUGGACAUUUUUAUACAAGAAACCUGCUUCAUUUCUCCUGAUGCUGGCACUGCUACCUACCAUAAAUACUUUGUUGCUUAUGUGGUUUGUGAGGAUCCACAAGAAGUACGAAGGAAACGAGAAGAAGCACCUAAAUAGUUUGUCGUUGAUUGCUCUCAUUGUUGCUGCUUACCUUAUGGGAUUUAUAAUAUUAGAGAACCUCCUUACGUUGUGCUUAGCCAUACGUGUCGUUGCUUUUGUUGCGCUUAUACUGCUGCUUGCCUCACCUCUUUGCAUUGCAAUUAGAGCACAUAAAAGGGAGUCUAAUAGGGUUUCACAGACGUUAUUAGCUGAGGGUGACCAGUUAAUAGAUGGUGAGUCCAACUGGCGAGAUACUGAAAAGAGCCAUAUACAAGAUCCUUCUGGGUAUCGCCAUUUGCCUAGCAAUAAUACUGAUCAAGAGCUGGAUAGUAAUGAUAGGACUUUGCAAUCCAGAGAAAAUUUUAAUCUAGUCCAAGCCAUGUGCACUUUGGACUUCUGGAUUUUGUUUAUUGCCAUGGUAUGUGGAAUGGGCUCAGGACUUGCCACCAUCAAUAACCUCAACCAGAUAGGAGGAUCACUGGGCUACAGAACCUUUGAGAAAAGUACUUUGAUUUCUUUGUGGAGUAUCUGGAAUUUCCUUGGUCGUUUUGGAGCCGGGUAUGUAUCAGAUCAUUUCCUGCAUUUGAGAGGAUGGGCAAGGCCAUUAUUCAUGGUAAUCACUCUAGCAGGCAUGAGCAUCGGUCAUGUGGUGAUUGCUUCUGGUAUGCCUUGUGCUCUUUAUACUGGAUCCCUACUGGUGGGUGUUUUUUAUGGUUCUCAGUGGUCGCUAAUGCCCACAAUCACUUCUGAGAUAUUUGGUGUGCUACAUAUGGGAACCAUAUUCAUUGCCAUUACCAUAGCCGCUCCUGUGGGAUCUUAUAUCUUUUCCGUGAGAGUGAUCGGGCAUAUUUAUGACAAAGAAGCGUCGACGGCAUGGAAUACAUGCACCGGAACUCACUGCUUUAGGUUAUCAUUCCUUAUCAUGGCAUGUGCUACCCUUUUGGGGUCUCUCACUGCCUUGGCUUUGUUCUUCCGGACAAGAAGUUUCUACAGUCAGGAUAUUGAUGGAACCAGCAACACCUAGCUCCUCUGUCCUGCUACAUCUCAACCUGCACUUGUAAAUUGUGAUUAAGGUGACCAUAAAGUCCAAUUGUCAAAAGAAAUUAUCAAGUUGCAGAUACUUUUAGUGUCUCAAGCUGCUUCGACCUCGCCGAGAUUUGCAUCUUUUUCUCUGUUGUCAUGUAUACAUUGGUUGUACUUUUGGAAGUCUGUCAUUUGUAAGCAGAGUUUCCUUCUAGGAAUGCCAUUCAAACGCUGAAACAGUACAGUAUUUUUCUCUAGAAGACUAGUUCUCCUCCAAAUUCCCAAAGGUUGUGAAUAAAACUCAGACGCUUGAUAUACA